This is a messenger RNA of Leucoraja erinaceus (little skate), 1673 nucleotides long. Its product is annotated as P2Y purinoceptor 1-like. The record is from RefSeq and is a predicted model, not a curated record. Gene Ontology annotation, cellular component: plasma membrane. Gene Ontology annotation, biological process: G protein-coupled receptor signaling pathway. Gene Ontology annotation, molecular function: G protein-coupled receptor activity. The transcript has a single exon. Lineage: Eukaryota; Metazoa; Chordata; Chondrichthyes; Rajiformes; Rajidae. The annotation marks the transcript as partial.
AACUCAACUCAAUCCUCUCCUCUCUUCCAGGGGCUGAAGUCAAUUUUCUGCUCUCUGGGUGCAGACCGCUUGUUGUUUUUCACUCAGGUCUACCUGAUCCCGGUGGCCUUCCUGCUGGUGCUGGUGAUCGGGCUGUCUCUCAACUGCCUGGUUCUGUGGCUCACCUUCCACCACACCCGGCAUUGGAACCGGAGCACCUUGUUCCUCUGCAACCUGACUCUGGCCGACACCACCUGGAUCCUCACCCUACCCUUCCUCAUCCACUACCACUUUGUGGGGCUGCAGUGGAUAUUUGGUAGCCUGGUCUGCCGGGCGGUGAGGUGCCUCUACCACGCUUGCUUCUACUCCAGUAUCUACUUUGUGACUUGCAUCAGUCUGGACCGCUACCUGGCCAUAGUCCACCCAGCUCGGUCCCUCCUGCUGCUGAACAAGCGGCACUCCCUGUACAUCUGCUCCGCCAUCUGGGUGCUGGCCAUUGCGGUCAGCAUCCCAACCGCCCUGAUGACAUUCGCCAUCCCCUGCUCCAGCAACCACACGGUCUGCACCCUCUACAUCUUCUCCUAUGACCCAGGCCGGGCGCUGCCCUACUCUGUCAUCAGUACCGUGACUGGCUGCGUCCUGCCCUUCACUGCCAUCUGCUUCUGCUAUUGGAACUGCACCAAGAAGCUCAAGAGACACCACCUCCAAUGCGAGCAGAAGAAGAAGAAGCUCUUCCGGUUGAUGUACUCCGUCCUGAUCAUCUUCGGCCUCAUGUACCUGCCUUACCACCUGGUGAGGAACGCGUGCAUCAUGGUGCGAGUUCUGCGGGCCCACCAGACUUGGCUGAUCCACAACUCCGACGCUGGCUUCUUGAUAGAGAUGGCCUUCUGCAGCUUGAACACCUGCCUCAACCCGUUCUUCUAUUUCGUGACCAACGGCAGCGCCAAGAAUUCUCUGAGAAAAACCCUCUCCACUUGUUGUGGAGCAACCAAACAGGUGGUUCGGCUCAAAGUGGCAGCAAUCCAUCCAGUCUAGAAGGCUCGGUAUUCCAGGCGUUUGCCAUCCACCUUAUAUCCUGCGAUGUUCAUUUGUCACCAUGGAAUCCAAGCCCUUUGCAAAAAUUGUACGGUACAACGUGGUCAUAAGGAUAUUUGCACACUUAUCCCAUGGUACUGUUGACUCACCCUCAGCACUUAACGUAGCCAACAAAUAUUUGACUUGCCUGACCCGCUGAGUUACACCAGCACUUUGUGUCUCUUUGUGUCUGAUUGGCCAAAAGGGAACAGUGAAAUUCUUACUUCCAGCGGCACGGAAACACAACGCAUGUAGAUAACAUACGAGGCCAAGAAAAGGUUCAAUAAAUGAUGUUAGUAAAGCAAUAUAUGCCUGAAGUUCCUAGUGAAACCAAGGCAGUUCGCAAUUUAUGUGUUUAGGGAGGAACUGCAAAUGUUGGUUGAAACUGAAGAUAGACACAAAAAGCUGGAGUUGCUCAGCGGGACAGGCAGCAUCUCUGGAGAGAAGGAAUGGGUGGUGAUCAGGGUCCAGCCAUCCGAAGAAGGGCCUCGUCCCAAAACAUCACCCCAUUCCUUCUCACCAGAGAUGCUGCCCAUUUGUUACUCCAGCAUUUUGUGUCUAUUUGUGAUACAAGACAGUCUGACUGAGUUUUUUGACAAGAUGAAUAAGGAAAUUGAUGA